Molecule: messenger RNA, 2943 nt
Organism: Bubalus bubalis (water buffalo)
Lineage: Eukaryota; Metazoa; Chordata; Mammalia; Artiodactyla; Bovidae
Gene: SIGLEC10
Product: sialic acid binding Ig like lectin 10
Exons: 12
Coding region: 216-2300 (694 amino acids)
Biological process (GO): cell adhesion
Cellular component (GO): plasma membrane
Molecular function (GO): sialic acid binding
Source: RefSeq, a predicted model, not a curated record
UGGGAGAGGCCCCAGCUUACACCCACCCAAAGCCAGGCCCCAAGGUUAGACACAUGCUCUCCAGCCCCUCCCCCAGAGAUGACUGGGAAAGGCGACCAGCUCAGGGAGCCCAGACACCAGUCCCCCAGGGCUCAGCUUCCGCCUUCUGCCCUUACCCACUGCCUGUCAAAGUGUCUGGGGAAUGAGUGUGUCCCAGGAAGGUCCAAGUGCCUGAGAUGUUCCUGCCGCUGUUCUUGGCCAUGCUGUGGGGCGGGUCGCAGGCUCUGGACUCAUUCAAGCUACAGGUGCAGGAGUUCGUGAUGGUGCAAGAAGGCCUGUGCGUGGUCGUGCCAUGCUCCAUCUUCUACCCCUCCAGAGGAUGGAGUCCCACCACCCCAGCUUACGGCUUCUGGUUCAGAGACCAGACCCCCAAGCCCAGUCUGCCAGUGGCCACCAACAAGCCAGAUCAGGACGUGGACACAAACACCCAGGGCCGAUUCCAGCUCCUUGGCGAUCCCAGUGAGAGCUGCUCCUUGCUCAUCAAAGAGGCACACCUGGAGGAUAGCGCACUGUACUUCUUCCGGUUCGAGAGAGGCGAUUAUGUGAAAUAUAAUUUCAUGGAAUACAAGUUCUAUCUGGAGGUGACAGCCCUGACACAGAAGCCGGAGAUCUACGUCCCUGAGAUCCUGCAGCCCUGGCACCAGGUGACGCUCUUCUGUGCGUUUAACUGGAUCUUUGACGAAUGUCCCGUCCCUACUCUCUCCUGGAUCGGGAACACCGUCUCCCCCCACGACGCCAGCUCGAGAACUUCCUACUUCUCAGAGCUCACCUUCACACCCAGACCCCAGGACCACAACACUGAGCUCACCUGCAGAGUGGACUUCUCCGGAGAGGGUGUGAGCACGGAGAACACCGUCCGGCUUAGCGUGGCGUAUGCCCCCAAAGACCUGGUUAUCAGCAUCUCCUACACCGAUGAGCCAGCUCUGGAGCCCAGGGGAGAGAGCCCACACCUGGAAGUCCAGAAAGGCCAGUCCCUGCGGCUGCUCUGUACCGCGGACAGUUUGCCGCUGGCCACACUGAGCUGGACCCUGCAGGACAGAGUCCUCUCUUGGUCCCACCCCUUGGGCUCCACAGCUCUGGAGCUGGCGCUGCCCGGGGUGAAGGCCGAGGACGCGGGUCGCUAUACCUGCCGGGCUGAGAACAGGCUUGGCUUCCUGAGCCGCAGCCUGGACCUCUCAGUGCAGUAUGCCCCAGAGAACCUGAAAGUGAUGGUCUCGCAAGCAAACCGCACAGCCCUGGAAAACCUGGAGAGUGGAGCAUCUCUUCGGGUCCUGGAGGGCCAAAGCCUGCGUCUCCUCUGUGUCGCUCACAGCAACCCCCCUGCCCAGCUGAGCUGGGCCCGACUGGGACGGACUGUGAGCCCUUCCCAGCCCUCAGAUCCCGGGGUCCUGGAGCUGCCUCAGAUACAAACAGAGCAGGAAGGGGAGUUCAUCUGCCGGGCUCAGAACCCGCUGGGCUCCCAGAAUAUCUCCCUGAGCCUCUCCGUGGUCUCCCCCCCGCAGCUGCUGGGCCCCUCCUGCUCCCAGGAGGACGAGGGUCUGCGCUGCAGCUGCUCCUCCAGAGCCCGGCCGGCCCCCUCCCUGCGCUGGCGGCUUGGGGAGGGGCUGCUGGAGGGGGAGCUCAGCAACGCCUCCUUUGAGGUCGCCUCCAGCUCCGCCGGACCCUGGGCCAACAGUUCGCUGAGCCUCCGCGAGGGGCUCAGCUCCGGCCUCAGACUCAGCUGCGAGGCCCUGAACGGCCACGGGGUCCGGAGCGGGUCUGUCCUGCUGCUGCCAGACGAGAAGGGACUCGCCUCCGGGGCCUUCGCCAGCGGAAUCUCUCUAGGGAUUGGCGUCACCACCCUCCUCUUCCUCUGCUUCAUCCUGAUCUUAGUGAGGACUCUGAGGAAGAAAUGGACCCAGGCAAAGGUCCCGGCCCCCGGAGAGGCUCCGCGGUCCAGGUUCUCACGCAGGAGCACGAUCCUGGAUUACAUCAACGUGAUCCCUAAGGCCGGCCCCCUGAAACAGAAAGCCAAACCAAGCAGUCCUUCCCAGCCUCCUCCUGCAGAUGGUCACUCCCUGGAAGCCAGAAAGAAUCAGAAGGAGCUCCAUGUCGUCUCCCACAACUGUCCAGGACCCAAGUCAUCUCUACAAGCCUCAGAAGCAGAGAACAACCAAGAGGAGCUCCAUUACGCUGUCCUCAACUUCCCAGGCCUUAGACCAUGGGAGACCCAAAGACCCGAGGGCACGCACCCAGAGUACGCUGAAAUCCAGUUCCACUGAGGGUCUGCUGGGCCAGAGGACUCGGAUGCAGGCCAGGCAGAGCAAUUAGGAUGAGAACAGAGUGUGGUCUCUCUCUCUCUCUUUUUAAUCCUCCAAGGAUGGGUCAUCCCGUCCCAGACCCUGGACCAGCUUGAUGAAUGUCUUCAGAGGUGUUCAGUUGCUCAGUCGUGUCCGACUCUUUGCGACCCCAUGAACUGUAGCCCUCCAGGCUUCCUUGUCCUUCACCAUCUCCUGGAGUUUUCUCGGACUCAUGUCCAUUGAGUCGGUGAUGCCAUCCAAUCAUCUCAUCCUCUGUUGCCCCCUUCUCCUCCUGCCCUCACUUCUCCAAAUACACUCUUUUGAGCAAGGAAAAGCUUUUUCUUGGAGAAACUCAGGCCCCGCCCCAGCUGAUUACUCAUAGUCUCAGUUUCUCAACUGUUGGGGGAGCCUUUAGAGAGGAUGAAGCAUGCCUGUUUGUGAGGUCGCCCAGACAACCUCACGGGUCAAGCUGUCGGCUUUGAUGGCACCUGUGAGCCGAGAGUGUUUUUUACAUUUUAAAUGGUUCGGGGGAAAAAAAAAAUCAAAAGAAGGAUGUUUUAUGAUGCAUGGAAAUGACUUGAGAUUCAAAUUUCAGUGUCCCUAAUUAAAGCUUUAUUGAAGCGCA